CCACACACAUGCCCUUGCACUAACUCUCACACAAAAUCACACAGUACACUUCCUGUUCUAUCACCCCACAUCUCUCGUUUUCCUCUCUGUAUCUCUCCUCAAACAAAAAAAAGUGAUAUAUAGCACAGCCUGCGAACAUGUACUCUGCAACUGACCAAAUGAUGUUUCAAUGCCCUCCUAGGCCAUUUCCAAAGGAGAAGAAAUGGAAAUCCAAAGUCGAAGCUGCUCCAAAUUGCCCUCGUUGUGCUUCUCCCAACACGAAAUUCUGCUACUACAAUAACUAUAGCUUGUCACAGCCUAGGUAUUUUUGCAAGGGUUGUAGAAGGUACUGGACUAAAGGAGGGUCAAUAAGAAAUGUUCCCGUAGGUGGUGGUUGUCGCAAGUAUCGCAGAGCCAAGUCCUCUAAGGUCUCCCAGAAUGAACGUGCUGCGGUUUCGGUGAAUUAUUCUAGGACUAACGAGACGACAUUAGCUUGUUCCGCGAAUAAGGACUCAAUGGCUCAACAAGGUGAAGCUAAUGGGUCUGAUAUUGAUCUAGCUGUUGUUUUCGCUAAGUUCUUGAAUCAAGACUUGAGUUAUGAGCCCGAUUUUACUGGUGAAGAUUUGCUUAAUGAGGGCGGUGAUCAGAUGGUGGAUGUAUCGAAUUCUUCAAAUCCAUCUGACAGCUUCCAAAAUGAUACAAUGAUGGAAAGCCUGAAGCGGUCUGAUCUGAUCCAAGAAUCCAAUUUUCUUGAAGGGCAAUCUCAGGUACUUGUAGGAGAGAAGCAACGACUUGAAGAAGAGAGAAUUCAAGAACUCAUAGAAAGUCAAGACAUGAAUGCAUUUGGGUUGCAAGAUUUAUUGAGCGACGAAAUUGUACAAGAUGCUUUGUGGUCUGAUGAUGCAACCUUGCCUAAUUUUCCUAAUUGGCAGCCCAUGCUACAAUUGCAAGAUUUUGAUUCAUUUUCAGUGGAUGAUCGACUAAAGAUUUCAUCCAAUUUUAUCAGUGAUAAUAAUUGGAGUUCUUUGGAUCUCGCGGGGUUUGAGGUUUUUUCAAGACCUUGAUAUAUACUUUAUUAUAUUUGAACUUUUUUAUUAGUUUU
Populus euphratica (Euphrates poplar) is the source of this 1081-nucleotide messenger RNA. Its product is annotated as dof zinc finger protein DOF1.2-like. Lineage: Eukaryota; Viridiplantae; Streptophyta; Magnoliopsida; Malpighiales; Salicaceae. The record is from RefSeq and is a predicted model, not a curated record. The transcript has a single exon. Gene Ontology annotation, molecular function: DNA-binding transcription factor activity; DNA binding. Gene Ontology annotation, biological process: regulation of DNA-templated transcription. Bases 138 to 1043 code for a protein of 301 amino acids.